Messenger RNA from Nicotiana tabacum (common tobacco), 989 nucleotides. Its product is annotated as protein LURP-one-related 10. Lineage: Eukaryota; Viridiplantae; Streptophyta; Magnoliopsida; Solanales; Solanaceae. The record is from RefSeq and is a predicted model, not a curated record.
CCCGCAAGAUUCACAAAACUGAAAUAUCUCUAAAAUCUGUCCAAAUAUCUCAUCUUGUUUAUUUAGAGUAAUAAAUUACUAACUACAAAUGGCAGGAACAAGUAGUUAUCCUCCUCAGAUGGCUGUGCCGCCGGCAGCAAAUCAGGUUGCAAUUAUAAGCCCACAGUUCUGUGCUCCAUAUCCAGUUGAUUUGAACAUCGUGAGGAAAAUGAUGACUUUGUCUGAAGGGAGUUUCGGAGUUACCGAUGUCAACGGCAACAUCAUUUUUAAGGUCAAAGGAAAGCUCUUUAGCCUUAGGGAUCGCAGAGUUUUGGUUGAUGCCGCUGGCAACCCUCUCGUCACUUUCCAACAAAAGAUGUUGACUGCCCAUAGGAGAUGGCAAGUAUACCGAGGAGAGAGCACCGAUACCAAAAAUUUCCUUUUUAGUGUAAAGAAGUCUUCACUUCUUCAAUUCAAGACCAAAUUAGACGUAUUCUUGGCUCACAACACAAAAGAAGACGUUUGCGACUUCAGAAUUGAAGGAAGCUGGUUUGAAAGAUCUUGUGUUAUCUAUGCUGGAAAUACUAAUACCAUAAUCGCCCAAAUGCAUAGGAAACACACUGCUCAAAGUAUAUUGCUUGGGAAAGACAAUUUUGGUGUUACUGUGUAUCCGAACGUGGAUUAUGCUUUCGUAGUCGCUUUGGUUGUGAUUCUGGAGGAGAUCAAUGAGGAUAGAUCGGGCGAAGACUAAGAUUAUAUUAUCACAAGUGUUGCCAAUGUCUGAUAUUUUUGUGUAAACGAGUUUGGCUUUUGAUUAUGACUUGAUUUCAGAUGUAGAUAAGGGUGUAAAACCGUUUUGUUUGCUAACUUUCGCCAGAAAGAUUACUGAUUGUAAUAUUUUGUGUUUGCAUAAAGUGCUCAUAGCGGCACUUCAUUCUGUAAUAAUGCAUAGUAUUAAGUUAAUAUAUAAUAUUUCCUUUUGGAACAAAAAGAUAAGGGUGUUUUAACUA